AUCCAUAGAUAGAAAAUUUUCUGUCUUUUACUUACCUCUCUCUUUUGUGUUCAUACCCAUCUAAUCAUCCACUGAUUGUGACUCAACCCAUUUUAGGGUUUCUUCAUACAAUCUACUCUCUUACCAAGAAUACAAACCUUCCCUUUUUCUGCAAACAAAAGAAAAAGUCUCACUUUUUCAUUCAUAGCACCUGACUUUUCGUAAUUUCACCUUAGAAAUUCUUCUGCCAGUUUUGUGUAUAAGUAAAAAAACAAAUUAGAAUAGAUACACCCAGAUCACUAACUAAAGAGCAAAGAAAAGAAAAAAAAAAAGAGAGGAGAGAACAUGAAUUGUCUGUUCUUGUUCAUGUCCAAGAAACCAAAAUCCAGAGGAAAUAUGGAGAAAGAGAAAAAAAACAUAAGAGGAAGAGAGUUCUUGCAAAAGUCAGCUCCAGAAUUAACGACGAGAAAGACAACUUUGUCGUUCAAUCUCCCAACACCAAGAUCUCUGCCAUCUCCAACGAGUAUCAAAGACUUGUACACAGACAGAGAACAAAAUCAAAAUCAAAACCUGAGGGUUUUUUCUUUCAAGGAACUGAGUGACGCCACUUGUGAGUUUAGCAGGAAGCUAAAGAUCGGAGAAGGUGGCUUUGGUAGUGUCUAUAAAGCCACCAUUAACAAUCCCACCGUAGGAGAUUCUCAUUCUUCUCCACUUACCGUAGCCGUUAAGAAACUCAAUAGACAAAGUCUACAGGGUCACAAGCAAUGGCUAGCAGAGGUUCACUUUUUGGGAGUGGUGAAUCACCCUAACGUUGUGAGGCUCUUAGGGUAUUGCUCAGAGGACAGAGAGAGACUUUUGGUUUACGAGUUGAUGUCUAAUCGCAGCUUGGAGGAUCAUCUCUUCACUCUAAGAACCUUAACGUUGUCGUGGAAACAAAGGCUCGAGAUCAUGCUUGGUGCAGCUCAAGGAUUGGCUUAUUUGCACGAAAUCCAGGUAAUAUACAGAGACUUCAAAUCAUCAAAUGUGCUAUUAAAUGAAGAAUUCCAUCCGAAAUUAUCCGAUUUUGGUCUCGCUAGAGAAGGUCCCGAAGGAGACAAUACUCACGUUACAACCGCAAGAGUUGGAACAGACGGCUAUGCCGCUCCCGAGUAUGUAAUAACCGGUCACCUCAAGACACAUUGCGAUGUAUAUAGCUUUGGAGUUGUUUUGUACGAAAUUAUCACUGGUCGUCGCACAUUGGAACGAAUGAAACCUUUAGCUGAACAAAAGCUUCUAGAAUGGGUCAAAAAAUAUCCUAUUAAUAGCAAAAGAUUCAAAAUGAUCGUUGACUCCAAGCUAUGCAAUAAGUAUCCAAUUGCUAUGGUCAGGAGAGUGGCUAAAUUGGCUGAUCAUUGUGUGAACAAGAUCGAUAAAGAAAGACCUACCAUGGCCUUUGUCGUCGAAAGUCUUACGAAUAUCAUUGAGGAAUCAAAUUCUGAAGAUAUGGGAAGUUCUGUUGGCAUUAGAGGCUAGAGGAUUAGUGUUUUUUUUUGAAGAGUAGAGAAUAUAUGUAUGAAAAGAAGCCCAAGUAAUAAUAUUAAAGCCCAUUAACCAGAAAGUUUGUGUUGGUCAAACAUUCUUAAUACAAAGUUGUGAAUAACAAAA
Messenger RNA from Arabidopsis thaliana (thale cress), 1623 nucleotides. RefSeq names its product Protein kinase superfamily protein. Gene Ontology annotation, cellular component: plasma membrane. The transcript has 4 exons. NCBI's taxonomy places the organism in Eukaryota, Viridiplantae, Streptophyta, Magnoliopsida, Brassicales, Brassicaceae. Gene Ontology annotation, molecular function: protein kinase activity; protein serine/threonine kinase activity; protein serine kinase activity. Bases 325 to 1491 code for a protein of 388 amino acids. The record is from RefSeq and is marked reviewed.